AUGGCGUCGUGGCUCGAGACUCUGCGGUCGCUGACGUCGGACGUCGAGCGCGAGCUCUUCUCCGUGCUUCGGCGCUACGGACGCCCAGAAGACUGCACGCCCGAGCACGUGGUCGUGCCCUGCACGCUUGCGCUGCGCCUGCACCCAAGCGACCCCGAGUUCCCAUUCGCGCUCGCCAACGGCCUCGCGAUCUGGGUCGCGAUUCCGGCCGCGUACCCACACGAGGCCGCGACGUUCCGAGUCCACUGCGACGUCGCCGGCUUUGAUGCGCUUUUCUCGGCGCGGAUAGCAUCGGCGCUCGAUGCGGCCAUGGCCGACUGCGUCGGCCACCUCGUCCUCCGCAAGCUCCUCACGUGGCUCGACAACCAUUUGAAGGAGCUCAUCAUGCCGCCCAAGCCAGCAGAGGUAGCUGACGACCAAGCAGAAACUCCUAUGGAUGAGACCGAUAUCGUCACGGCAGCGACGGAGCACAUGAACGCCAAGCCGCGUGUCGCCAAUGCCAACGACGCCGCCGAGCACAAGCACGACAAGCACGAUGGGGCCAUCGAAACGGGUGUCGAUGAUGAAGCCAAGAGUAGCGACGAUGACGCCAAAGACGAAAGCGAUGACGGCGACGAUGACGAAGCCAAGAGCGAUGCCGACGCCAAGGGCACUGGCGACGACGACGAGGUGGACGGUACGCCCAUGUGCAAGUUUUUUCUUGCUGGCAAGUGCCGGCGUGGCGACCACUGCAAGUUUGCACACGUCGAUGCCACGUCAUCGUCGUUGGAGGAGAAGAAGAAGAAGAAGCGCAAGCGCCGCGGUCCAUCCAAGGCCAUUUGUCGGCAAUUUCUCGAUGGCAAAUGUCGUCGCGGCGCCAAGUGCCGGUACGCGCACCCACCCCUCUCUACCGAAGACGCCGCCGAGGACGAAGGCGAAGACAACGCAGCAAACUCCAACGACGAACAAGUCGAAAUGCUGGCUCCAUCACCCGAAGACUGGUCGGUCGACCAGCAGCACGCGCUCGACGCCGCGCUCAAGCAAUUCCCUGUCGGAUGCCUCGACACCAAGCCGCGCUGGGAAGCCAUCGCUGCCUGCGUGCCGCACAAGUCGCUCAGCGACUGCGUCAAGCGCUUCAAGUACCUCACCGCGCUCGUCAAAGCCAGUAGUUCGCGCGUCGAGACGCCACCGCCGUCGCAGCGCCCCGCGUCCGACAUGGACGAAGACAAGGACGAGGAAGAACUUGCCAAGCACGACGAGACGCGCGACGCCCGCAUUGUGCCCGCGCACGCGCGCGUCAAGCUGGAUUUGGUGCCUGACGUCUCGGCCUGGCACAUUGACCUCGGCGCGCUCUUUCUGUACCAGAUCGACACGGCGCAAUUGCACGCAAUCUCCGGUCGGUUCCAGUGCCUCAACUGCCCGCUUUCAUUCCUCGCGACGCUCUCGCUGGACGCGCCGUCGUACAAAAAGUGGUGCCCCCGCUGCAGCCUCCUUCACACUGUCGAGUUUCGGCCGAUCCUCGUGCACGGCGCCAACUCGCUCGCGGCCAACAUUUCGUCCAUCAACUGCGCGCUCGUCGACGUGAGCACGCCGCUCGUGUGUCUAGCGCUCUGCUCCGGCUGCGGCGUCGAAGGUCUCUUGUCGGCGGUGCCCCGUAUCCGCGCCGAGGCGUCGUGCCGCGGCUGCCACGCCAAGAUGGCGCUCGAGUGCAAGGCCGCGACGAUCUGCAAGCCAUCGAGCGCACCCGACGUCCCGGUGUUUGACAUGGGGAAGAAGACCAAGAAGACCAAGACGCCCAGCGAAAAUGUCUUCGUCGUCGGUCAGCCGCUCCCAAACGAAGGCAAGUGCAGUCAUUACGGCAAGUCGAAGCGCUGGUUCCGGUUCCAGUGCUGCGGUACUGCGUACGCGUGCGACAUUUGCCAUAGCGAGUCGACGUGCCACCAAGCGACAGCCGGCGUCUUUGCGAGUCGCUUCAUCUGCGGCCUCUGCUCGCGCGAGCACCCGACGUCGCUCAAAGAGUGUCCGUGCGGCAACGCUGUCGGCGCGGCGGCCAUCAAGGUCCACUGGGAAGGCGGCAAGGGCUGUCGGUCCCAAGCCACCAUGGCAGCCACGGACAAGCACAAGUUCCGCGGUCUCGCCAAAACGCAGAGCCAAAAAUGCAAGCGCGUUGGCCUCGAAGGCAAACUCCGCCGCGAACGCAAGCUCGAGAAACAACAUGGCGCCUAGUCCUCGAGGAGGCUACGACGUUGAAACAAAUGUAAGAUACGGCAUCUUAAUGAACGCAAGCAUACUACUAUCUAUGUCUAUCUAACUAGCUAUCCAUCAAUCUAUCAUCGAUCUAUCUCGCUCUCUCGGUGGCACACGAGAGCCACUCAGAAGCCAC
Molecule: messenger RNA, 2362 nt
Organism: Saprolegnia diclina VS20
Lineage: Eukaryota; Oomycota; Saprolegniomycetes; Saprolegniales; Saprolegniaceae
Exons: 1
Coding region: 1-2205 (734 amino acids)
Biological process (GO): regulation of translational fidelity; 'de novo' cotranslational protein folding
Cellular component (GO): cytosol
Molecular function (GO): ribosome binding; Hsp70 protein binding; zinc ion binding
Source: RefSeq, a predicted model, not a curated record